CAUCGAUGCAUCCUCGAUUCCGUCGGGAUCCCUCUCAGUCGGUUCACAUGCACUCGCGAGGCGUUGGAAGCGAUCUAUGACUCGCUCUUAGGUCAUGAGCACAUAAGCAAGAAGGAUAUACUCCAUCGGGAUAUCAGCGUGAAUAAUAUCAUGAUCAGCGCUUACCCCGAGGUGGAGAAAUGCAAAGGCUUUCUUAUUGAUGUCGAGUACGCUACCGUGAUUGGGGAGCCCGGGAGCGAGGGGCAUCUCCGUGAAAUCACGGGAACCACGCAGUUUCUUUCCACUGCUCGACUUCGGCAAGGCGAGCAGUUACUCGUUCAUGAAACUUGGCACGACCUGGAAUCGUUCUUCUGGUCUACGACGUACCUCUUCAUUCAUCACAGGCCACAUACU
Molecule: messenger RNA, 393 nt
Organism: Gloeophyllum trabeum ATCC 11539
Lineage: Eukaryota; Fungi; Basidiomycota; Agaricomycetes; Gloeophyllales; Gloeophyllaceae
Exons: 3
Biological process (GO): protein phosphorylation
Molecular function (GO): protein kinase activity; ATP binding
Source: RefSeq, a predicted model, not a curated record